UCACGAACAAAGUGAGCCCCCAACUGUGGAAAUCGCAAGCAAUAAUAGAAGCCAACCUGAGAAAAGGAGUGGGUGCGUAACAGACUGGGCGGGAGUUGUUAAUGGCUUUCGCACAAUGGCAUUAAUCAGAUUAACAGGAGCAAUUAGCUUGGCCAACAGAACUGCACCGCCUUCGGAGCGCCCAGUAAAGGAAAGGAUUAGGUUAAUUUAAUUAAUUCUCAAUACACAGACCAGUCUCCUUUCAGGCCAUUGUGUAACCCUCUCCCUUAGCCUCUCAGCCAACCAACCCCCCCUUAUCCCCCUUCCCAAACCACCACUAUCCCUACUGAAGAGGGAAGAGUGGGGGGGGGGUAGAGAAAUCAAAUCUGGUUUUGUUUGUCAUCUGCAUAUUACCAGGAACUAAAUCUAGGAUGACGUCGACUCUGUAUAAAAAAGGGAAGAAGUUCAGCUGGACUACUAUAUCUUUCAUCCAACACUGGAAUGAGUUCAGUGAAGGCAGGAAAGGGAGGGAGGGAUAGAGAGUGAGGAGAGAGAGAGAGGAAGAGAGAGGGUGAGGGAGAGGGAGAGGGAGAGAGCAAGAGCGAGAGCUAGAGUGAGACACAGAGACAUAAGAGACAGACGGGAAUAUAGGCAGAGACUAGGGAGAAAGUAAAGGAGAGUGGGAGACAAAUUUGGGCAGUUGGCAAGAUCUUUCAGUUUGAUUUCUCUGUCAGACCUGCGGGUAUUUUGUAUUUUUUUGGGGGGGAAUUUUACUCUUUUUCUUUAUUAUUCUUUUUUAUUGUUGUUAUUUGGAUUCUUCCUUCUCCUGUCCCCGGCGGGAAGAGUUCGGGGAUGCCUGCUGGCAUGUUCAGCAUCGACAAUAUUCUCGCCGCCCGGCCUCGCUGUAAAGACUCUGUGUUGCCUCUGGCUCCUAGCGCCGGGGCCCCUGUGGUCUUCCCCGCCUUACAUGCGGACUCUCUCUAUGCCAGUACUUCUGACUAUGGUAGCUUCUACUCGCGUGCGGUAGCCCCCAGCGGAGCCAGCCUCCAGACUGCGGUCGGUGGCUCCCGCUUGGGCUAUAAUAGUUACUACUAUGGGCAGCUGCAAGUGCAGGCGACGCCCGUCGGCCCAUCUUGCUGCGGGGCGAUUCAGCCUUUGGGAACCCAGCAGUGCUCCUGCGUUCCAUCCUCAGGUUACGACGGCUCGGGCUCAGUCCUGAUGUCCCCGGUUCCCCACCAGAUGUUGCCCUAUAUGAAUGUGGGCACCUUGUCGCGGACCGAACUGCAGCUGCUUAACCAGCUGCAUUGCCGGAGGAAGCGGCGGCACCGAACUAUUUUCACGGAUGAACAGCUGGAAGCUCUGGAGAACCUGUUCCAGGAGACCAAGUACCCCGACGUGGGCACUAGGGAACAGCUGGCUCGGAGAGUGCACUUGAGGGAGGAAAAAGUAGAGGUCUGGUUUAAAAAUCGAAGGGCAAAGUGGAGGCGGCAGAAGAGGUCCUCCUCAGAGGAGUCGGAAAACGCACGUAAAUGGAGUAAAGCUUCGAAGCCAUCCCCAGAGAAAAGGGAAGAGGAAGGUCUUUAAAGAGGAAGGAAACAUGCAAAAAUUGUAACUUCUAAAGAAAGCUAUGAAGCCUAUUAAACAACAUUAAAGAUACUGAAACAGCUGAUGGUAUGAGAACUCAAGCAUUUCAAGGAUCAUUCAAGUUGGCUAUGAAACAAGAUCAUUCACACAAAGAGAUGAGAGUAGCAUUUAAGACAAAAAACACACAAAACUGACAAAUUGUUGUUGCAAAACUCAUAAUUCAUCCUCAAAAUAUAAACUCGGAUCCCACAGAAGGAUAUGGCAGAAGGAAAGGUUGCUUUUGGUUCCUGUAUAGAGUAGGGUAAUAGCUACUAAACGCUGUAAUUAAGAAAAAGCAAUUGUUAUUAACAAUGCAAUACAAAGAAUGAAGUAUUAAAAGUUGAGAAAAAGCAAUUUUUCUGGAUCGAACUCACUUUUUCAUUCAACCUUAUAUCAAAAUUGUUCGAAGAAGCCAAGUGAAUCUCUAAAAUCUGGGCAUCUUUACCAAACUGUAAAAUGUACACCCCUUCACCUUCUUAAAAACAUUUUGGAGACUUUUAUUUCACUUUCAGGGGACCUUGAAGUCAUCUCUGUUGAGCAAAAUUAUGAACUCAAAAAUAUAUUGAUAUAAUGAAAAACAGAAUUGUUCUGGAAUUAUAGAAAUUAUAAAAUGAAAGUGGAAUAUUUUAAUAUGAGCUUUUUAUACAUAGUAUAUAGUUAAGAAAUUUCUCAAGGAUUGGAGAUAAAUAUGCUUCAGUGGGCUGAUAACUCACUUGUUCAGAACUCAAUAGAAGCCUAUAGACUAUUAUCAAGAUUAGACUGUAAAUGAAAGGUAUGCUUAAUGUGAUAAAAGUGUACUUUUUCUAAUGCAUAUAGAAUAUUGCCCAAAUAUUGUGAACACAAUGUCAAAUCAUAUCUUUUAAAAAAAGGUGAUGGGAUCAGAAGGGAGACAUAUUGUAUAUUAAAGUUUUGUA
Messenger RNA from Monodelphis domestica (gray short-tailed opossum), 2516 nucleotides. It is a transcript of the gene GSC, whose product is annotated as goosecoid homeobox. Gene Ontology annotation, biological process: regulation of transcription by RNA polymerase II. Lineage: Eukaryota; Metazoa; Chordata; Mammalia; Didelphimorphia; Didelphidae. Gene Ontology annotation, molecular function: DNA-binding transcription factor activity, RNA polymerase II-specific; RNA polymerase II cis-regulatory region sequence-specific DNA binding. Gene Ontology annotation, cellular component: nucleus. The record is from RefSeq and is a predicted model, not a curated record.